AUGGCGGACACAAGGCAAGAAAAUAAAGGAGUUGAUAAUCCUGGAGCUACUACAGACGACGGGACACCUGCGAGACCAGACUUAGUUAUCAGUGUACAGCCAAUGCAAGGAACAGCUCGUGCCCAGUUACCAGUGCCCACUGUGGACUGGCGUACCAACAACCGAGGCCAGUUCAUCCCCAUACAUGGACUGGAGUUCCUUAUCGGCGUCUCCAGCCUGCUCAUACAACAAACAGUGGAACUGAAUGAUCUGACAUCAAAAAUCGAGUCGGAAAACAGAUACAUAGUGCGAGUGCCCAAUGGCGAAGCUUUAUAUAUAGCGAGCGAGACCUCAAGUUCCACGCAGCGCUGCCUCUGUGGGACAGGUCGAGCCUUCACUCUUCACCUACAUGACAACACCAGGCAAGAAGCCAUGGUCUUCAGAAGACGACUGGCUGCUGCAUCAUGUUGCUUUCCUUGCAGAUUACAGGAGAUAAAAGUGGUGACGCCACCAGGAGACUAUGUGGGUCGUGUCCAACAACAAUGUACUUGGAUGAUACCGUUCUUCAAGGUCAAGGACGCCAAUGAACAGGUGCUAUUCGCUAUCGAAGGACCGGAUGUGCUGCUGAGGAGUGCUCUCAUUAUUUCUGAGUUCAGGAUAAUGACCAGUGACUGCCUACGCCAGGUGGGCAAGAUAGCCCACGGUUGGGAUAGAGACCUGAACAGCUUUACCACAACGCUGCAAGUACCUGACGCCGCUGUGCAGCCAAAACACAAAGCCUUGCUGUUAGCUGCUGCCUUUCUUCUGGAAUACACGUACUUCGAGAGGUCUAAAACGAGUUGUUGCAGAUUUAAUUGUUGUUAG
This is a messenger RNA of Spodoptera littoralis (African cotton leafworm), 843 nucleotides long. The record is from the annotation of a GenBank genome assembly. NCBI's taxonomy places the organism in Eukaryota, Metazoa, Arthropoda, Insecta, Lepidoptera, Noctuidae.